Messenger RNA from Aspergillus steynii IBT 23096, 2100 nucleotides. RefSeq lists its product as uncharacterized. Bases 196 to 1788 code for a protein of 530 amino acids. The transcript is spliced from 4 exons. Gene Ontology annotation, cellular component: Rpd3L complex; cytosol. NCBI's taxonomy places the organism in Eukaryota, Fungi, Ascomycota, Eurotiomycetes, Eurotiales, Aspergillaceae. Gene Ontology annotation, biological process: negative regulation of silent mating-type cassette heterochromatin formation; negative regulation of rDNA heterochromatin formation. The record is from RefSeq and is a predicted model, not a curated record.
GAGCGACAGAGCGAGAGAGAGAACCCUGGAGAGCGCCUGUUCCUCCAUUCUCUUUCCUCCCAUUUCAGUCCCCUCGCCGAACUAGAUCGCCUAUCUCGAUCACACCUCCCCUUCCUUCCCCGCCUUUUCUCUCUCUCUGCUUUACUUUUGUCUUCGCUCGGCCGCAGUGCGACCCCGUCGCCCCCAUUGGUCGCCAUGGCUGCGCAGGCGGCUUUGAUUGCUGAUACCAUCGUGGGUAUGAAGCGGGCUUUACAUAAGGAGACUAAUUACUCAGGCCCGGAUGACCCGAUUACGGAACCCACCAAUCGAGGCAACAAACUGCGAGCCAAUGCACAGUAUGUUCGUGAGGGUGCACUAGGAUACAUUCACUCGGAGGACCUCUAUAAACAGAAAAUUGAACAUGCCGGAUACACCCGUUACAUACUUCAACCCAAUCCUAUACGGUACGACUCUGAGGGAGACGAGCUUGACGAGGAUGACGAAGAUUCCGAGGCGGAUGCCAUUGCGGCGGAAGAAAACCCUUUUUCUGAAAUUGCGCUGGAAAAUUUCCUAUGCCCUCUGAAGCAUCCGUCGGAGCUACCCACCCACCCCUCGUUAUCCCAUGCUUAUACCUCCAAGGCCCUUUUCAAUAUGACACAGGCUAUUGAUACCAAGUUGCGGCAGGAGCGUGCUUUAUUAUGGCGCGCGAGGAAUCUUCAUCGGCAGUUUUUAGGUGACGGAUCGUGGGUACCAUGCGGGACGAUAGAAACGCCAGAAGACAGGUGGAUGUUUGAGCCCCGAAUGGCUAGCACUGGGCACAGCACUCCGUUAGCCCAGGGGCGGGAAAAUGGAACUUCCACACCAUCAGCCGCCGCGGGGACACACGCUCAAAAUAAUGAGCCACCGAAACCACGCUCCGCAGAGCUUGUGCCAAAGGAGUCACAGCCGGAUCAGAACGGGGCACAAGCUGCAGACAAAGAUGUGGAGAUGACAGAUGCCCAGAACCAAGAGACGCCAAACGAUGUCCCUAAAGAUAAUGUCGAACCGGGAAAAGUUCCCAAGGCGGAAGAAGUCGAUACACCUGUUGGGGAUCUCCCACAACAUCCGGAGACUACGGGUCCGGGCCCACAACCUAAUGGAAAUAGCACGGGGAACGCGCAGUCUGAACAAGAUCGGGCGUCCGACUCCGAUCAUACACUUGAAAAGGAGCGGAGAGAGUGUGGGAACGACAGGCCAGCCGCAAGCGUCGAGAGGGCCGCUGCUGAUCGCGGAGAAGGGAAUGAAACGGACCGAGACGAAGAGAUGCGUGAUGGGACUGAGCCGGGGCCGCCGCGGCGCAUGACAACUCGGGCACAAGCUGGCGCCGUCAACUCACAGCCGGAGCUUAACCCAGGCAUUCUCUCCCCAUCACCCUCCGACACUCUCAGUACACUUCCGACACCACAUCCUCUUUUCCUCACACCGAACUCCGUCCGACCGGAUCCGAAUUUUGGUCUGCCGCCCAACGAGGCCGAGGAUACGCGGCGGCUACUUUGGUCGUAUGUCCAGAAGCAAGAGGAAACGGUUCGCGGGUUCGAGCAUAUGUUAGAGAGUCUUUUACGUGCCUGCCGGAUGAAAGACGACGUCCUGGAGUGGUGCAAAGCGGAGGGCCAUGUGGGCGAGAUGAGCGACGGGGAAGAUUGGUAUGACCGUGAGAAAUGGGGGCUUGCAGAAGGAGAAGAUCUCAAGAAGGGUGCCGACGAAGAUGAAGUCGAGACGGUGGAAGAGAGUCGGACGACGAACAAAAGGGGCCGAGGCCGACGAGCCUAAACCGACGCCCCUCUCUAGCAUAAAUCCAUAGCGUGGAGUUGGCGGUGUUUGCGUUUAGAUGCCGUGGACAUUUCUGGAGUCGUUCAUUAACAUGUAUUAACCAGAUUCCCCGACGAUAACAUUUUUUCCCCUUAACGAACUAUGAGAACAAAUCGAUUGCUUUUGAUUUAUCACGGUCACUUUGCUCCGCCUCGAAGACUAUCUAUCUACUCUUUUCUCUUCGGAGGAAAAGAAGCCCACGUAGAAAGAGAAGUAAAUGAACCAUCCACCGCCUCUAUUCAAAUGCCAUCGCAUCACGAUGACAGGACCCCG